CAAUCCUAAGGAAGAUUUUGUGCCUGAAACUAGCCUUUGCCUCUUUACACAUACUUCAAAAGACUUGCCUGUAUUUAAGAGGAAAAGAAAUGCAGGGUUCACAUUUGUUACAAGUGACCAGAAAGAUGUCCCUGGGGAAGGAAGGUGAAGAUGUUAUGUUGGGGGGGGCAGCAAGACUCUCACUGCAGUAAAAUGGACAGGUGACUAUACAUGCAAAAUUUGACAAAGAUAUUUACCUCCCAAAGGAUGCUGAGUUUUACUUUGUUUACGAUGGAUCCCUGAAGAGGCAUGUAAUGUUUGCAGAACGAGUUAGUGACAAUGCUCUUCGGUCUGUUGUUCCAGGUCAUGGAUGCCAAGAAGCAGUUGCUGUCUCUGUGUUAAUGUACACAAGGGGAUACUCACCUGUGGUCCUCGGCAGCUGUCCCAUCAAUUACAGGGAGAAUCUGUCUUGCAAAUUGUCUCGCUUUCUGGUUGAUCAUGCAGAAUGUGUCACUGCCGCUAGUCAUGAGCUGUUGCUGGAUAAAUUUGGGCUAAGGACAAGAGAUCUGCAGUCCCUUGAUAAUGAUUUGAUGAUGGCUGUUGCUUAUGAAGAGUUGCCAACGACCUGGAACAUCCUUGGAAGCUGCUCAGAAGCUUCAUCCUGUUGAGCUUGAUGAUUAUGUGCUAAAAAGUGAAGAGGAAGAACUGGCAGGUGAGGUCACCUUUCUGAAAAGGGAGACACAAGAAUUAUCCUGUAUAUUUUACCUACAUGAUUGUCAGACUAUGGCUUGCUGUACUGCUGAGGGUCUCUUGCAGUGACGCCUUGAA
Neopsephotus bourkii (Bourke's parrot) is the source of this 807-nucleotide messenger RNA. Its product is annotated as rho guanine nucleotide exchange factor 28-like. The record is from RefSeq and is a predicted model, not a curated record. Gene Ontology annotation, biological process: regulation of Rho protein signal transduction; cell morphogenesis. The transcript is spliced from 4 exons. The coding region runs from base 294 to 647 and encodes 117 amino acids. NCBI's taxonomy places the organism in Eukaryota, Metazoa, Chordata, Aves, Psittaciformes, Psittacidae.